AUGCCGACAAGACGCUCUACUUCCACGACGCCCGCUGCAGCCAAGCCAUCAGUGGUGGUACCCCUCCAGAAAGUGCUCUAUAACAGCGAAGAUCCUACUCUUGAACUAGAUGGUCUUAUCGAACUUGUCAUCAAGGAUGAGCGACAGCUGCAGCCCGGCGUAUCUUGGACGGCAGGAUCAUUUGCAACGGAGCAAAUACUGACUGUAUUAUGUGGCAACCAUAUCAUUAAGGCCGAAGGGGCCUUCUCCUCUCUCACCUUGCAUUAUCCGUCUUCGGCAAGCUUCACCAACUUUUUGAAGACGCGUGAGGCAUCCACUGCGGCGGAAGCUGGCGCUUCAACAGCAACAGGCAGAGGCAGAGGCAGGGGAGACUAUGGUACCACAAAUACUCUGCAGGUUUUCUUUGCAAGCCAUGACGACUAUUCAGAGACUGCAAGCGAACUCGAAAAGCUCAAGAUUCUCAAGCCGGCGGCUCCUCUUACGCGCCCGCAUUCUGUUUCCCAAAUGCCUAUUGGUAUCCUCCGGCCUCUGAGUGCUCAGCUGCCCCGACCUUCAUCUGCUCAACUCACUCGGCCUUCCUCUGCGCAACCACAGUUGGGAAUGUCACGCCAAAAUUCAGGCUUUCACCCGGGAAGGUUUUUGAGUACCGUGCCUUACCGUCCAUUGCAACGCAAUGGUAGAGGUCAGCUUGUACGUCGAGCAGCCGAAAUGCCACCGCCGGCAAUGAGGAUUUCACCCAUGCUUCGCCCCAAAGACAGAGCGAAUUCUCAUACCACUGCCGAAAGGAUGACCUCUUCACAAGAGGUUUACUCUGGCAUGUCUCAAGCGCAGUACUCAGAAACCGCAAGUCCUUACUUCCCCAUCGACCAAAAUCCGCAGAUCCUUGAAUCUCAAGACAGCUUUGAUUCCUCUUAUACCAUUUACGAAGACGGCCAAGAGCAUAUGGACAUUGGACACCGACAGACGUCUAACAUCAGUAACCCUGGACAUCUGCCGAUCCAGGCUCGUUAUUUGGUCGGCAGCGCGCAUCUGCCCCCUAGUCGCCUGGUCCGUGGUGUAAUCACGCCCAUGACACCACCAGUUUUCAGGACAGAAGCAGAAGGCUAUCGCCCCGGUCGAUUUACACCAACCCCUGACCACCUCACCCGUUUGCACUUGCAAGAAGGCGAAACUGACUAUCAGCGCAUAUCGACAAGUACGCGCCCUGAAUUUCCUACUACCAGUCAGCCUCAACCUGCAGCGAGGUCCCAACAAGACUACAUAGAUAUCGUCACCAAGGGGAUGGAGCUCUUCCAGGCUACUCAGCGAAAACUUGACGCAGCUUUGGCAGCGAACGAACCGAAUUCGGAAGACAUGAACGAAAUCUUGGCUGAGUAUGCAGACGAAUUCGGUCGUAUCUGGACUGCUCUUUGA
This is a messenger RNA of Pyricularia grisea, 1413 nucleotides long. RefSeq lists its product as uncharacterized. The coding region runs from base 1 to 1413 and encodes 470 amino acids. The transcript is spliced from 2 exons. Lineage: Eukaryota; Fungi; Ascomycota; Sordariomycetes; Magnaporthales; Pyriculariaceae. The record is from RefSeq and is a predicted model, not a curated record.